CGCAGCUUCAUCAAAACACAUCAAAAAAACAAAGGCAGCCUAGCGAAGCUAUUUGUAAUCCAGCAUUUUGCGCUUCACCUGGCCCAGACAAUAUCUUUUGCGUUAUCGAAAUACACGAAACAUACGAGAACAAUAGGCUUGUCAGCCUGACCUGCCGUCACCAUGUCGACAGUCGCCGAUGACCUGCUCAACGAUUUUGGAAGCUCAGGAGACGAGGCGGAGGAGCUGGAGAAUGAGGGCCUCGUGCUCACCGAAAAGACGACAAAUGGCGAUCGCGACGCUAUGGAUGUCGACGACGACGAAAAUGAAGAAGCGUCCGACGACGAGGGAGCCGCUGCGAUGAAUGAUAUGGAGGAUACAGAGGCCACCAAAGCAAAGGUCGAGAAGAUGCAGCUUGGUGCCGUGAAAGAUGUUCGCAGUGUCGCCAGUUUGAUGCAGACGCUGGAGCCUAUCCUUGAGAAAAUCACCUAUUACAAGUCACAGCCUACCUCGCAGCAAACCAACGUCGGCAAUAUCGAAGACCAUCCCGAGUAUCACCUGUUGACACAAUCAAAUAGCCUCUCGACCAUGAUAGACGGCGAGGUCGCGCUGGUUCACAAAUUCAUCCGCGACCAUUAUUCGACUAGGUUCCCCGAACUGGAACGGCUCGUUACGACCCCAUUAGAAUAUGCCAAGGUUGUAGCUAUCAUUGGGAAUGGCCCCAUGGAUGCGGAGAACAUUAAAGCGCUUCAGACCUCGACAGAGAACCCUCUUGGCGUUGGGCUCAAAGCCGUCCUCGACGGUCCCUCGCUGAUGAUUGUCACGGUGGAAGCUACAACAUCGAAAGGUCAUGAAAUGGUGCCUGAGGAGCUUCAGCGAGUGCGCCAAGCCUGCGAGAUGAUGAUUGCCCUGCACAAGGCAAAACAGACGCUUACAGAAUACGUGCAAUCGCGCAUGAAUAUCUUUGCACCCAAUCUGACGAUCCUUAUUGGAUCACUUACGGCGGCGCAACUCCUCAACGCUGCCGGAGGUCUAACAGGCCUGUCCAAGACGCCUGCAUGCAAUAUCCCUUCUUGGGGCUCCAAGAAACGACAAGCCGGUCUUGCAACGAAUAUUGGAAUUCGCCAGCAAGGAUAUCUCUACAAUUCAGACAUCAUCCGGGGCAUUCCCAACGACCUAAAGAAGCAAGCGAUGAGAAUCGUGGCGGCUAAACUAGUCUUGGCAGCACGAGUCGACCGCAUUCAUUCAAGUGCUGAUGGUUCAACAGGAGAGCAGUUGAAGUCUGCCUGCUUAGAAAGAUUGGAGAAACUCACAGAGCCACCGCCUAACAAAGGACAGCGAGCACUGCCUGUACCAGAUGACAAGCCCGCCCGAAAGCGAGGUGGUCGCCGGGCCAGGAAAGCCAAGGAAGCCCUCGCCAUGACUGAACUACGCAAAGCCCAAAACCGCAUGGCGUUUGGCAAAGAGGAGAAAGAAGUUGGCUACGGCAUGGGCGAAGGCACUGUGGGCAUGGGCAUGAUCGGUCAAUCCAACGACGGGCGCAUCCGAGGCAUGCAAGUCGACCAACGAACACGAGCCAAAAUCGGCGUCAAAAGCAAAGGCUGGGGCGGAGCCAGUACACUGGGCGGCGGCACGGCAUCGUCAAUCGGAGGCUUCGGCAUGGCUCCUGGUAUGGAUCUUCGAGGCAAAGGACUGCGGUCUUCAGGGGUGGGAACGACUGUUGGCUCUGCGACUGGUACCCAAUCUUCACUGGCCUUUACUCCCGUUCAGGGAUUGGAGCUUGUUGACCCCAAGGUCCGAGCCGACCUCAAUAAGAAACGCAAGGCCGAAGAAGACCGAUGGUUCAAGGGCGGCAGCUUCACGCAAGUUGGCAACGGCGGAGGAGGCGGGUUCAAAGUGCCAGAAUUGCCGGCCUCUAAGCGGGUCGAUACCGGCGCGACGAAGAUGGGGCCGCCUCCGGUCCCGAACCGAAAAUGAAAAUGAUAUGGGAGAGAGAGUGAGCGCGAGAGAAGUGGAGUGGAAUUGGCUGUUUAUAUCUUCUCAUCUCGGAGGCAGAUAAAGAGAGAAGAUUGAGAUGGCUGGUUCUAUAUACCUAAGCCUAUUUCCCACCCUGCUUUGCUCUGAUUUGAUCAUCUUAUGGAGAUUGAUUACUUUUACUAUUAUAUUUAAGUGUGGUCUUUAGGGAGGGGGUUUUUGUCAUCACUACGGCGUUUUUAUCAGCCUACUACUAAUGCAUAGGCUUGCUCAAAGAAAUGUAUAUAUACAGAUAGAUGCCUGCAUUACAAAUUUGACUUGUGUAUUUGCUG
Molecule: messenger RNA, 2285 nt
Organism: Trichoderma asperellum CBS 433.97
Lineage: Eukaryota; Fungi; Ascomycota; Sordariomycetes; Hypocreales; Hypocreaceae
Biological process (GO): spliceosomal tri-snRNP complex assembly; mRNA splicing, via spliceosome
Cellular component (GO): U4/U6 x U5 tri-snRNP complex; precatalytic spliceosome; U4 snRNP
Source: RefSeq, a predicted model, not a curated record